AUGGAUGCGUCUUUGUACGACGAUGAACGAAAGCAAAGGGUAAAGCGGACGGAAGAUUGGCUAGUUAGCAACGUGUUUGGCCUGCUGGAGAAAGACGAGAGGCGCCAGCAGGACAGGCACAGAAUGAUUCUCGGCGGCGAUUCUGGCCUUUAUAGGUAG
Messenger RNA from Cordyceps militaris CM01, 159 nucleotides. RefSeq lists its product as uncharacterized. The record is from RefSeq and is a predicted model, not a curated record. The coding region runs from base 1 to 159 and encodes 52 amino acids. The transcript is spliced from 2 exons. Lineage: Eukaryota; Fungi; Ascomycota; Sordariomycetes; Hypocreales; Cordycipitaceae.